AUGGAGCAGAGCAAGUUUCUGGUUGGCCUGAUCCUGGCUACCCUUCUUCUCCAAGUAAGCUUCUGCAAGAUAAACGUGGAGGAACAUGAGGACAAGGUGAUUUUAACUUGCGGUAACAACAUCACGUGGAUAGAAGGAACAAAGGGGAACCCGAUUUCAGACAAUAAACAUCUGGACUUGGGAAAACGCAUCCUGGAUCCACAAGGAAUGUAUAAAUGUAAUGGGACAGGUGAUGAAGCUGGAAAAGAGUAUUCUGUGGAAGUAUACUAUCGAAUGUGUCAGAAUUGUGUGGAACUGGACUCAGCCACUCUGGCUGGCAUCAUCAUCACUGACCUCAUUGCCACUCUCCUCCUUGCUCUGGGGGUCUACUGCUUUGCUGGACACGAGACUGGAAGGUUCUCUGGAGCUGCUGACACUCAAACUCUGGUGAGGAAUGACCAGCUCUAUCAGCCCCUCAGAGAUCGGGAUGAUGCUCACUUCAGCCAUAUUGGAAGAAACUGGCCUCAGAACAAGUGA
Chrysochloris asiatica (Cape golden mole) is the source of this 516-nucleotide messenger RNA. RefSeq names its product CD3d molecule, delta (CD3-TCR complex) (gene CD3D). Gene Ontology annotation, molecular function: transmembrane signaling receptor activity. Bases 1 to 516 code for a protein of 171 amino acids. The transcript has 5 exons. The record is from RefSeq and is a predicted model, not a curated record. Gene Ontology annotation, biological process: cell surface receptor signaling pathway; positive thymic T cell selection. Gene Ontology annotation, cellular component: alpha-beta T cell receptor complex; external side of plasma membrane; membrane. Lineage: Eukaryota; Metazoa; Chordata; Mammalia; Afrosoricida; Chrysochloridae.